Symbiodinium natans is the source of this 732-nucleotide messenger RNA. NCBI's taxonomy places the organism in Eukaryota, Dinophyceae, Suessiales, Symbiodiniaceae. The record is from the annotation of a GenBank genome assembly.
AUGGCUGACCGCCAUGCGCGGUUCCUCCUGCCUUUCGGCGAGGAAGAGCAGGAGCACAUCGACUGGCAUGGGGCGCAGCCCAGGCCUCACCACCGCCAUGUGCCGGGGUUGCCGGAGGCAGCUCAGGCGGUGGAGCACCGCCGCCCAGGGAAGCAGCUUCUGAAGAAGGGCAGCUUCCACGCGCCUUGCGCCCAAGACGAGCUGCAACUGUUUGUGGCCCUUGAGACGCCGGAGCAGGCCGCCCGGCUGCGGAAGCAGGCAGCGGAGUUAGACAGCGGCAUGGGCGGCAUGCAGGAGAUCUUGUUGGACCAGUUCAUUGAGAAAGACUACGGGGACGAUUUGCUCUUGCUUACGGCGACAGAGCAGCCUGGGGGGCGCCUCGUGGGUCUGAUCUUCUGGCGAUAUCUCCACUCGGCUCACGACGACUUCUGGCGGCAUGUGCUUGUCGACCUGGGCAAAGCAGAAGACCUGCACCCCAUCGGCGAGCAAAGCAGAGGUGCACCCCCGGACGCGUGGAUUCUUGUGGAGCUGCUGUGUACCGACGACUCCUUCCGCAAGCGCGGCGUUGGCAAGCUGCUCCUGGUGGCUGCCUUGGCAUACUCCACUGUGAAGGAUGGCAAGACGGCAGCGGUGCUUACGCUCGGCCGCGGCGAGGCAAAUGAGCCCGCCGUUGAGCUUUAUCGGCCCCGCGGUGUGAAGGCAGACUUGAAGGCAGUUUCUUCAGGGUGCUGA